Messenger RNA from Stereum hirsutum FP-91666 SS1, 2107 nucleotides. RefSeq names its product peptide transporter PTR2A. Gene Ontology annotation, biological process: oligopeptide transport; transmembrane transport. The record is from RefSeq and is a predicted model, not a curated record. The transcript is spliced from 13 exons. Gene Ontology annotation, molecular function: dipeptide transmembrane transporter activity. NCBI's taxonomy places the organism in Eukaryota, Fungi, Basidiomycota, Agaricomycetes, Russulales, Stereaceae. Gene Ontology annotation, cellular component: membrane. Bases 109 to 1950 code for a protein of 613 amino acids.
CGAGUCUUCUCCUUUACCAGGCACUUCGCCCUUCGUCUCCCCCCUAGCCACCGUCGCACUCGACUGGUCCUCCAUUUCCCUGUCUACUUUGAUCAAGGAAUUCUAGCCAUGGAGAAGCAAAUGGACGAUGCCUACUUCGCCGCUACGGCAGAACAGGCAAAACAUCAACCGGCUACCCUCGAUGAAAAACUUGAGGGCUCGAUUGUGUCGUCGCCGGAACACGACCACGAACACAUCCACGAUGGCCUCGUGGUCCCAACACUCGAGGAGCUGCAGACGCUGCGACAUAUCGCCGACAAAAUUAACUGGCCGACAUAUCUGAUUGCCUUUGUCGAGUUGGCAGAGCGGUUCUCUUUUUACGGUUCGACUGUCGUCUUCGUCAACUUCAUCCAACGGCCUCUGCCCGAUGGUAGCACAACUGGUGCGAGUGGAGCGGACGGCACACCCGGUGCUUUGAACAUGGGUCAACGGGCGUCCACCGGUCUGACAACGUUCUUCAACCUCUGGUGUUAUGUUACUCCUCUGUUUGGAGCCUACAUUGCCGAUACUUACUGGGGUCGUUACAAGACUAUCUGCUGGUCCGUUCUGGUCGCCAUGGUCGGCCACGUUAUUCUGGUCGUCUCUGGUCUCCCUCCCGUUCUCGAGAAUACCAACGGUGCCUUCGCUUGCCUCAUUAUCGCCAUGCUCGUCAUGGGUGCUGGUACCGGUGGUUUCAAGUCGAACAUCUCUCCCCUUGUUGCCGACCAAAUGAACAACGCAAAAGCGCACCUCAUCACACUCUCAUCGGGCGAGCGCGUCGUCGUUGACCCAACAGUUACCGUCUCCCGUAUCUACAUGUAUUUUUACCUCUUCAUCAAUGUCGGCGCUCUGGUUGGCCAAAUCGGAAUGACCUACUCCGAAAAGUACGUCGGCUUCUGGCUCGCGUUCACUCUUCCCACCAUCAUCUUCUUCCUAUGCCCAAUCGUCCUCCUCCUCGGACGCGGCCGGUACAUUCGUCCCGCCCCCACUGGCUCCGUUCUUGGCAAAGCCCUUCACUUGCUGUUCUUCGCUGCACGCGGACGCUGGAGUAUCAACCCCGUGCGGACAUGGAAGAAUAUCACCGCUGCGGACUUUUGGGAGAGCGCUAAGCCGAGCAAGAUCGUUGGUGGGAAGCCUGAGUGGAUGACUUUCGAUGAUGCCUGGGUUGAUGAGGUCCGGAGAGGUUUCAAGGCUUGCACUGUGUUUGUCUACUACCCUCUAUACUGGCUCGCGUAUAACCAGAUCAUCAACAACCUGACCUCUCAAGCUGCGACCAUGGUCACUAACGGCGUUCCCAACGACGUCAUCAACAACCUCGAUCCCUUCGCCCUCAUCAUCUUCAUCCCCCUCUGCGAUCUCUUCUUCUACCCCUUCCUCGCCCGCAUUGGUAUCAAGUUCACGCCGCUCAAGAAGAUCUUCUGGGGUUUCAUGACCGGUUCCGCGGCUAUGAUCUGGGCAGCCGUCACGCAGCAUUAUAUCUACAAGCGCAAUCCUUGUGGCUACCAAGUUUCUACGUGUGCUGAUGACGACGGUAAUGCGCUCACCAGCGACCUGAACGUAUGGAUUCAGACCGGCUCAUACGUCCUGAUCGCGUUCUCUGAGAUUCUCGCAUCUAUUACUGGUCUCGAAUAUGCGUUCACGAAGGCACCAAAGAACAUGAAGUCGCUCGUCAUGUCUGUUUUCCUCUUCACCUCCGCUAUCUCGUACGCUAUCGGCGAGGCCUUCGUUUCCGUCUCCGCCGACCCGCUCCUCGUAUGGAACUACGGCGCCAUGGCCGUCCUCGCCUUCGUCGGCGGCAUCGCCUUCUGGCUCUCCUUCCGCCACCUCGACAAGGAGGAGGACGCGCUGAACGCUCUGCAGGAGGGACAUUAUGAGUCCGGCAAGGAGCACCACGAUGGGAAAGAGGAGGUUAAGGAGAUGGGCGUUGUUUAAAGGGGUUGUGAGGAUGUGUAUUUUUACGGUUAUGUCGCUACGUGUUCUGUGUUGUGCUUUUUGCUUUUUUUUGCUUGGGGCCGCGGGCGGAUGGGUGGUCCGUGACUUGCGUACUUACGACUCGGAGGAGGAACGAACUAGUAUAAUCAUAAUGAAG